Molecule: messenger RNA, 438 nt
Organism: Phytophthora infestans T30-4
Lineage: Eukaryota; Oomycota; Peronosporomycetes; Peronosporales; Peronosporaceae
Exons: 2
Coding region: 1-438 (145 amino acids)
Biological process (GO): proteolysis
Molecular function (GO): serine-type carboxypeptidase activity
Source: RefSeq, a predicted model, not a curated record
AUGGCGACUGAGACGACGCCACUCCUCCAAAGCCAUCGCAGGCCGCAGGAGCAAUACGCUCAACACAAGCGACGUAUCGCCGGUCUAGCGCUGCUUGGCUUCGUCUUGAUGAUUGCUGCCGUGCUGACGACGACGAACAUCGGCACAAAGACGUAUCCGCAGGCAGUUCCCCAGCACCCCACUGCGUGCGGGACCGAUGAGAGCGAGGCUGGCUACAUCACGCUGCCUUACAAUGUAGACGACCACCUUUUCUGCUGGUUCUUUGAGUCUCGCAAGGUCCCAGAUACCGACCCGUUCAUCCUGUGGGUGACCGGCAGCGGAUCUGGCGCCUCCAGCCUCACAGCGUUGCUGACCGAAAACGGUCAUUGUCGGAUAAGCUCAGACGCCACUACAACACUGAGCGCGUACUCGUGGACGUCAGAGGCGAACGUGGUUUGA